Molecule: messenger RNA, 1332 nt
Organism: Arxiozyma heterogenica
Lineage: Eukaryota; Fungi; Ascomycota; Saccharomycetes; Saccharomycetales; Saccharomycetaceae
Gene: TRM12
Product: tRNA(Phe) (4-demethylwyosine(37)-C(7)) aminocarboxypropyltransferase
Exons: 1
Coding region: 1-1332 (443 amino acids)
Biological process (GO): tRNA methylation; wybutosine biosynthetic process
Cellular component (GO): cytoplasm
Molecular function (GO): tRNA methyltransferase activity; S-adenosylmethionine-dependent methyltransferase activity
Source: RefSeq, a predicted model, not a curated record
AUGCCUUUAGAGAUACUAGUUAAAGAUAAUACCAAAAUUAAAAAGUUUAAGACUCAAUUGGAGGAAACAGGCAAUUUUGUAAAACCCAUAUAUAAAGAAUUAGGGUAUACUAUCAUUAGAACCAACUUAAAUUCCAGUGAGCUUGAUUUCAUGCAAAAUUUAUUUCCUAAUGAAAUAAUAAGAAAAUAUAAAGAUGAUAUUAAAAAUGAAAAUGCUGUGACAAAUAAACAAAAUGACACAGCUCGUGAUAUAUUGAGUUUUACCAAAAUAUAUUUUCAAGAUAGAAUCCAUGCUGAAAGAUUAAAUGAAAUUUUAGAACAUGUACCAUUAAAAUAUUCCAUAUACUCACCGGUUUUGUUAUUAAAUAAUUCUAAUAAAAGAUCCUUUAAUCAUGAAACGUGGUCUGGAUUAUUAACAGAAGAUUAUUACAAUAAAUUGUUAAAAUUUUUAUCUUCGAACAGUGGGAAAGCUAACACUACCACUACUGAGACUCUUCGCGUGAUUGCAAUUAAUAGGCCUAUAAUAGAACAUUGCAAUAUUUUGCGUAGACCAUAUAAUAUAGACCUACUUUAUUCUAUGGACCAUCCAACAGAUCCAAGUCUACUACCGAAGGAAACAUUGUGGUGUGAGGUCAAGCAAAAUGGGAUAUGGCAGACAUGGAAUCCAUUUCAUACGAUGUUUUCGAGAGGUAAUAUCAAGGAAAAGAAAAGAAUAAUAGACACAUUUGUUGACAUUGAGAACAAUGAUGUGAUUGAUCUUUAUUGUGGUAUAGGGUAUUUUAGUUUUUCCUAUCUUUCAAGAAACUGUAGAAACCUAUUUGGAUUUGAAUUGAAUCCAUGGUCUGUUGAAGGUUUCAAUAGAGGAUUGAAAAAAAAUAAAAAUUUUGGUAAAUCAUUAGACAAGAAAAAUGACAUGAGACCAGAAGGUAUUCAUAUAUAUAAUGAAACUAAUGAAAUGAGUGAUCAACGGUUAACAGAAUUUAAAUUGAAACACCAACAAAACAAUAGUAAUGUUCUAAGAAUAAGACAUAUUAAUAUGGGAUUAUUGCCGUCUAGUCGGCAAGGGUAUCCAGUUGCCCUAAAGCUGAUAGCAAAUCAUAACAAUUGGGAAGAAUGUCCAAAAAUCACGUUACAUGUCCAUGAAAAUGCCAAUUCAAAAGAAAUAUCUCAAGGUUACAUCCAAGAAAAGGUAUUGAACGAAUUGAAAUUCUUCAGUGACACAAAGAUACCUGAUAUGAAGUAUCAAUUUGAAUUAAUACAUUUGGAGAAAAUCAAAACGUAUGCACCUGAUAUCUGGCAUGUAUGUCUUGACAUUGAUAUAAUUAAACUAUAA